Phymastichus coffea is the source of this 1373-nucleotide messenger RNA. Its product is annotated as odorant receptor 47a-like. The record is from RefSeq and is a predicted model, not a curated record. Gene Ontology annotation, biological process: detection of chemical stimulus involved in sensory perception of smell; sensory perception of smell. Gene Ontology annotation, molecular function: odorant binding; olfactory receptor activity. The coding region runs from base 70 to 1356 and encodes 428 amino acids. The transcript has 9 exons. Gene Ontology annotation, cellular component: plasma membrane. NCBI's taxonomy places the organism in Eukaryota, Metazoa, Arthropoda, Insecta, Hymenoptera, Eulophidae.
GCUCGAAGCACUUACAGCCGCAGUUGUACGUUUGCGCUAUCACGUUAGUGUCAAUCCGAAAACCAUAAUAUGAAGAUUUUGGGAUGGAAAACUGGCGUUCAAAAUAUGCCAUCAAAUUUCGAAAAAAGCACAGUCGCAAAUGGCGCAGACGAUAAUCUUAAAUCUUAUUUGCACUUGAACAUCAAGAUGCUCUUAGCAAUGAAUAUACUCAUCGACUUAGAAGACACAAAGAACUUUGAAAAGUUUGGUAUAUUUGCCAAAGUGCCAGUAUUGACAAUCAUCACAAUAAUAAUUUCUGUAACGGGCGCUUUCGGUCAAUUUGUAUGGAUGGUUCAAUCGUUAUCUUACGAUAGGCAAUUGGCUACGACGUUGAGCACAAACAUAUUUUCUAAUGUUAGCUGUGUUAGUAAGGGUUUUUGUCUGUCGGUCGCAGCAAAAGAUUUACAGGCAAUAUUACAUGACAUUUCAAAAAUGUGGAAUAGUUAUCGGUCAGAAGGUGAAUGUCGUAAAAGAAUUAUUAAUCGUGCUAAGAAAACGGUAUCUUUCGUGAAAGGUUACAUUUGGAUGACAGUCGCACUUAUUGCUAAUUUUGGUGUACCGCCUUUACAAUAUAUGCUGAUACAAUAUAUCGGACAUAAAACAUCAAACACAACGUUAGAUUAUUCAAUAAGGAUCUUUCCUUUAAGAUAUCCUUUCGACGUGAACACUGGAUGGAUUUAUUAUUUAAUUCUUUGUCAUGAAUUUUGGAUACUUUUCGGUUUGACUUUAUGCUGGGUCUCUUGUGAUACCCUGUUCGCUUCAUUGACAACGCACCUAUCUAUUCAAUUCGAGAUUUUAGAGCACGACAUUAAUAAUUUAAUUAAUCGUGAAACAAACGAAGUACGUCUGAAAAAAAAUCUGUUCACUUUUGUAAAUAGACACCGUGAAAUUUUAAGAGUAUGCAAAGAAGUAGAACGUGUUUUCAGCCCAGUAAUUUUUAUAACAGUUGUAGUAUCAUCGAUGAAUAUCUGUGUCAAUACUUAUAUGGUACAAGAGUAUGUAGCCGUAGGCAAAUAUUUUGAUGGAGGUUAUCAUUUUUUCCUUGCUGCUAACACGUUUUUGCAGAUUAUCGUUUACUGUGUAUAUGCUGAAACUCUCACACAACAUGUUUCAUCGAUAUCCAAUGCCAUAUAUGAUUGUGAAUGGUCUGAUAAAAAUCAAGAAUUCAAAAUAUGCGUUCAAAUAUUAUUGAUGAAAACCCAAAAGCCAUUCUAUUGUAAAGCUUAUGGAUUUUUUAUAUUAUCUCAUGAGCAAUUAACAAAAAUUGUUAACACUGCUUUAUCUUAUUAUAUGAUGCUGCGGACUACAAGUGAAUAAUGAUUCAACGAUAAAAU